Balaenoptera musculus (blue whale) is the source of this 1427-nucleotide messenger RNA. It is a transcript of the gene MAD1L1, whose product is annotated as mitotic arrest deficient 1 like 1. Gene Ontology annotation, cellular component: nuclear envelope; kinetochore; mitotic spindle. NCBI's taxonomy places the organism in Eukaryota, Metazoa, Chordata, Mammalia, Artiodactyla, Balaenopteridae. Gene Ontology annotation, biological process: mitotic spindle assembly checkpoint signaling; attachment of mitotic spindle microtubules to kinetochore. The record is from RefSeq and is a predicted model, not a curated record.
UGGAACGUGGAACACCUGGGGGAAAACGCCACCUUCCUAUCCACCCUAAUCUUGAAAAAUUUCAUUUCUCAGGGAGUGGAGGGAGGAUUUGGACUGGAUGUUUCCACCUCUACCCAAGGUUCUCUGCAGACGCAGUACCAGCAGAGAUGCAGUUGGACAAACACACAAAGCAGAUCCGUUCAGACUUGCCUCAUCCAGAUGGAGCGGGAAAAGAUGCAGAUGGCGCCGAGUCACAAGAGGGCUUGAGUGGAACUGGAGCGAGCGUCCAGCACCAGUGCCAGGGGUCGGCAGCUCGAGCCUGACCGCAACAAGGAGCUCUUGACACGCGUUCAGCAGCUUCAGGAGCAGGAGGCCGAGGCGGACGAGGAGAUGAAAGAGCAGCUGGAGCGCAACAGAUGGCGGAAGCAGAGCCUGGACGCAGCCAGCGAGAGCCCGCGGGAGGAGGGCCUGGCAGAAGCCAGCGAGACCAUCAGCGCUUUAAAGGGGAAGAUCUCGGAAUGGCAGUGGAGGCGGAGCUAGGAGGCGCAGUUGAAGUCCCCGGAGUCUGAGAAGCAGAAGCUGAAGUGCGUGCAGCUGGACUUGCAGCACCACAGGCAAAAAAAAAAAAAAUGACAGGAAGCUAGUCAGAAAAUUUAGGAAUUCCAGGCCGGCCAAGAAGGGAGAGCAGACCAGGAGCAUAAGAUUAAGGAGUUGGAGCAUCUGAUUCCUGCUGCGAGGCUGAAGAACCGGAAGUCUGAGCGGUGCCGCUGCCCAAGAUGGCGGGAGCUGAACGAACUGAGGGAAGAGAAGCCUCCCCGCCGGAAGAGUGAGAGACCAACAAACAGGCAGCUCAGACAAGAACCGGAGGGGCUGCAGCGAAGGCUGGGACGUCAGGAGAUGCAGGAAAAUCUGCUGAAUCUGGAGCUAGAGAAGGCGAGGCUGCUGGCGAAGCUGCAGAGCUGGGCGAGACCGGACCAGACCCUGGACCUGAACAUUAACCCGGGAGACAGUUCCAUGUUCUUUGUUGGGCCGCAGCAGAGAGAGCUUGCCCUGAAGCAAGCAAGGAGCAGCUCCAUCACCAGCAGCGCCGGGCUGGAGAAGGUCAGGCAGCUGUUCGAGGAGGAGGUCCGCCAGGUCAGCGGUCAGCUGCUGGAGGAGAGGAAGAAGCGCGAGACUCGGGAGUCGUGGCCCAGAGACCAGCACCGGCCCUGCAGCUGAAGAAGGUGAGGAAGACGAGGCCCAGAGAGCGACUUGGCCGGAGCCCUUGGCAGUUUCAAGGUGUUAUCGUUUUGAGACUCAACUAAUGCACUUUGAGGAUGACAGAAGAAAAGCAAGGGGUUUAUGAAUUCAAUAACAACAACAAAAACAUCAACAACUACAAAGAGGAAUAACACUUUAAGUAAACAAUUGGUAGUAUUUAAGAUAAAUACUCUCGGUUGUCUGGUCAC